Molecule: messenger RNA, 6933 nt
Organism: Platichthys flesus (European flounder)
Lineage: Eukaryota; Metazoa; Chordata; Actinopteri; Pleuronectiformes; Pleuronectidae
Gene: unc5a
Product: unc-5 netrin receptor A
Exons: 17
Coding region: 1-3252 (1083 amino acids)
Biological process (GO): netrin-activated signaling pathway; anterior/posterior axon guidance
Cellular component (GO): membrane
Molecular function (GO): netrin receptor activity; protein binding
Source: RefSeq, a predicted model, not a curated record
AUGGCAACAUGGAACAGGCAACCAAGAACCACCCAGGACUAUCUGUUCCAAGGCAGACGUGAGGUGUCCACCAUUAAGGGGGGGAGAUCCCUUGGUGUAGAGAUGCCCGCUCUUAUUAAAAAGCUUCAGCAGGACCUGCACCGUAUGGAGGCAAAAUACGAACAAGAAAAAGCAGAGAAGGAUGUGCUGAAGAUAUCACUUCAACCGUUGGUCAACUGCUCCAAAUAUAUUCCCUGCAUGUUGGAGGGAACCCAAUUUAAAGAGAAGGUAGAGGUUUUACGGAGGCUAGUGUCUCAACAGAAGACCAUUAUUGAGGAGAAGGACCAAACAAUUCUGUGUCUCAACACAAAGAUCACAGAGUUAGAGGAUUCCAACAACCAGCUAAAGAAAUCAGCCUCCUUUCCUUCUCUGCCAGCCAAGACCCACGCACUGGACUUUGACCAGGAAAAGGUCUCAGAUCAUGAGGACUCAGAGAGCCCUGAGUUGUCGGUUGAUGACUCAGAGGUCUCGGAUGAGGAAUCGGAGGUCUCAAGAGAGGAAUCAGAGUGCUCAGGAGAGGAAACGGAGUGCUCGGAUGAGGAAUCGGAGGUCUCUAAUGAGGAAUCAGAGUCACAACAGCAGAGCAGGGGCGAAGGUUCCGAGCACACGGCCACGGCGACGCUCCCCGGCGCCUUCUCGGACCUGCUACCUCACUUCCUGGUGGAGCCGGAGGACGAGUUCAUCGUGAAGAACAAGCCGGUGACGCUGACCUGCCGCUCCACCCCGGCCACGCAGAUCUACUUCAAGUGCAACGGCGAGUGGGUUCACCAGGACGACCAUUUGAUCGAGCGGUCGGUUGACCCGGCCACAGCGCUGCCAGUCAUGCAGGUGACAAUUGACAUCACCAGACAGCAGGUGGAGAAGAUCUUCGGUCUGGACGAGUACUGGUGUCAGUGUGUCGCCUGGAGCACCACCGGGACACAGAAGAGCCAAAAAGCCUACAUCCGGAUCGCUUACCUGAGAAAGAACUUUGAGGAGGAGCCGCAGGGUAAAGAGGUGGCGAUGGACCAGGAGGUGUUGCUGCGCUGCCAUCCCCCCGAGGGAGUGCCACAAGCCGAGGUGGAGUGGCAGCGAAACGAGGAUCUGAUCGAGCCGGCGAGCGACCCCAACUUUUUCAUCGCGGCUGACCACAAUCUCCUCAUCAGGAAAGCCCGGCUGGCCGACACGGGCAACUACACGUGUGUGGCCAAGAACAUCGUCGCUCGCCGAAAAAGCACCAGUGCCACGGUCCUGGUCUACGUCAACGGCGGCUGGUCCACGUGGACCACCUGGUCGUCCUGCAGUGCUGUGUGCGGGCGUGGCUGGCAGAAGAGGAGUCGGAGCUGCACCAACCCCACGCCACUGAACGGAGGCACAUCCUGUGAGGGGCAGAACGUCCAGAAAAGUGCCUGCGUGGCCACCUGUCCAGUGGAUGGCGGCUGGAGCGAGUGGAGCAAGUGGUCAGCGUGCGGCGCCGACUGUUCGAUGUGGAGGAGCAGGGAGUGCUCCCAGCCCUCACCUGGCACCGGGGGCAAAGACUGCCAGGGGCUGGACCUCCAGUCUCUCAACUGCACCAGCGAGCAGUGCCCACAGACUGUGAGUGGUUCCGAGGACGUGGCGCUCUACGUCGGCAUGGUGGCGGUGGCCCUGUGUCUCACGCUGCUGCUCAUCGUGGUCGUCCUGGUGUACCGCCGCAAGAAAGAAGGCCUGGACGCCGAUGUGGCGGACUCCUCGAUCCUCACCACUGGCUUCCAGCCCAUGGGCAUCAAGCCCAGCAAGCCAGAGAAUUCCCACUUGCUCACCAUCCACCCCGAUCUCACCACCACCACCACCAGUUACCAAGGCACCCUGCGCUCUCGCCACGACACCGCCGGCAAGUUCUCCAUGACCAACGGGCCCCUGCUGGACCCGCUCCCCAACGGCUCACACACACUGCACAAUGGCAAGCUUAACUCGGACCCUGCAGAGUUUGUGAGCCGGCUGUCAACCCAGAGCUACUUCAAAACGCUGACUCGCGACGUGGCCAACACCUCCUAUGGGACCUUCAACUUCCUGGGAGGGAGGCUGACGAUCCCCAACACAGGAAUCAGUCUGCUCAUUCCUCCCGAGGCCAUCCCCAGAGGGAAGAUCUAUGAGAUUUAUCUCACUGUUCAGAGGAAAGAAGAUUUAAGGUUACCCCUGGCAGGCUGCCAGACCCUGCUUAGCCCCGUUGUGAGUUGUGGCCCUCCGGGGGUGGUCCUGAGCCGGCCGGUUAUCCUCAGCAUGGACCACUGCUCUGACGCAUGCCUCGAUAACUGGGCCGUCCGCCUCAAGAAGCAGAACUACGAGGGCACUUGGGAGGAUGUCUUGCUCAUGGGGGAGGAGCUGGUGUCGGAGCCCUAUUACUGCCAGCUUGAAGCCGAGACGUGCCGGCUGUUCUCCGAGCAGCUGGGCACCUUCGCCUUGGUUGGAGAGUCCCUGCACAUGGGUGCUGCCAAGCGCCUGAGGCUGGUGCUCUUCUCCGACGCGUACUGCUCAACGCUGGAGUACAACAUCAGGGUGUACUGCAUGGACGACACGCAGGACGUCUUCAAGGAGGUGAUGCAGAUGGAACGGCAGCUCGGGGGUCGGCUGAUUGACGAGCCUCACGUCCUCCUCUUCAAAGACAGCUACCACAACCUGCGCUUGUCCAUCCACGACAUGCCCCAGGCGCACUGGAGGAGCAAGCUGCUAGCCGGCUACCAGGAGAUCCCGUUCUACCACAUCUGGAACGGCUCCCAGCGGUACCUGCACUGCACGUUCACUCUGGAGCGGCUCAGCCUCGGCACCUGCGCGCUCACCUGCCAGCUGUGUGUGUGGCAGGUGGAGGGGGAGGGGCAGAGCUUUAGCCUGGACUUCAACAUCGCCAAGGACACCCGAGCUCUGGACUCUGAGUUCCUGUUGAUGGACAGCAACGCCACGGCUCUGGCAGGGCCCAGCGCCUUCCAGAUCCCGUACCUCAUCAGGCAGAAGAUCUGCAGCAGCCUGGAUGCCCCCUGUCCCAACGGAGCUGACUGGAGAAUGCUAGCACAAAGACUUAAACUUGAGAGACACAUGAGUUUCUUUGCAUCCAAAGCGAGCCCAACCUCGAUGAUCCUGGACCUGUGGGAGGCGCAACAUUUCCACAGCGGCAACAUCAACCAGCUGGCCGCGGUCAUGGCUGACAUUGGCAAACAGGAGGCCAUGAUAUUCCUGGUCUCCGAUGGCGAGUGCUAACCCGGAAAACGGAGAAAGAAAGACUGGUGCAGAGAGGGGGAAAAAAAAGUACACAACUACGACAACAACGACACAAAACCCCCCCCCCCCCCCCCCCCCAAGGAUUACCACAGCAGGAAUGGAAGAACGGAAUGGAGUCCCAGUGUCCCUCGUCUCCACUUUAGAAGAUAGUGAAUGGUGUGUGACAUGUCGAGUCCCCAUUUCCCUCCCUCCUCAGAAGUCCUUAACUGACCAAAUGAGGUGAAAGGUAGAGCGCAAGUGCUCUGGGAAAUGUAUCCAUGAGCUCAGAAAACAAAUACUCUUUAUUUUUCCAUCAAAGAUUCCACGUGAAAUUAGUACUCACCCUGCUUCUACUUUCAAGAUCACUUUAAAUGAACGUCAUGCCUUUUUCACACAAACGAGCCGUUUAAGGCUAACGAGGAGCAAUAUGCAAACAUAAUGCUACGACUCAUGUGCGACACAACGCAAAUUCAGCCAAUCAUUUCUGAGGCAAGGUUAAUAGAAAGGGAUGUGACAAAAGAAAGGAGCCAUUCAUUCCGGGUUCAAGAGGCGACGUAUGCAAUCGGCAGGUUCGUCCCAUGACGUCAUCUCACGCUGAACGCCAUUCUCUGUGAACGUCUCCUCCUGUCCACUCACACACACACACACACACACUGACACUGUACAGAUGGACAGCUCCUAUGUGUUGUUUUUUAACACACUCACACACACAUAGGCGGCUUGUAGCACAUCCUGGACUUGCAGGUUUAAAAGAGAUUGUUACGUCAAAGCCCCAAAAACCUGUCUCAUCUUGUUUGUGUGUGUUCUUGGUUUUUUUUUUGGUUUUUUUUUUUUGUUCUAAGUCCAGCCGGUAUCACUACUGUGAAUAUAACAUCUUGACAUCUUGAUUUAGCGAGACGCUUCGCAGCCUUCCUGCUUCUAAAUCGAUAUGUGUGGGGUUCGGGUUCUUUUUAACUUUUUUUUUUUUGAGGGAAGAGUGAGAAAUAGCUUCACUAAAGUCAUAUUUCAGAAGCCAUCUCUAUUUACAGCCUGGGAUUCUUGAUCCGUCCAGUCUCGUUCCGAGUCUUUCCCAAGCCUUUUGUUUUCCUCUCAGAUUCCACGGCUAAUGGAGGAGCCAUAGGGCCACAAGGUGUUCCAGCUGCAUGUGCAGACACAUGCAUGUAUAUCUGGGCACUGAUUGUCCUGAAAACUCAUUUGCAAAAUGACAUUUUCCCCUUGAUUACAUGGCUUCUGAGAUGUAAGACAUAAAAACUUGGCCACGAGGGUUAUUAUCCCACAUGAAUAAUGCAGGGCACUUUCCCACAGAAGAGCUGCCAGCGGAUUCUUCAAAAGUCGUCACCAGAUUCCUCGCGUGGAAAGGCUGAUUGCGCAGCUUUGUUUUGAUAAGUCAUAAAGCAAGUCCCUAUUUGCUGUGUGGCAAAUAGUAUCAGAGCAGUGUCUCGCCGAGAAAGUUAAGAGUGGCUUAUUCGCACUGUCACGCCUCCGCCUCACAAAAGAUUUGCUUUGAACGUGGGUUUCUUUUUUAUUGACAUUUAUAGCCAGUGUGGCAACAACAACAACAAAAAAAAAAAGAUUCAUUUUAGUCUCACAUCAAACCAUAAACCGCAACUGCACAUUCGAUUAUUUUCCUACGUUUUGCUUCUUUGCGUCGAUGUACAGUGUUUGGUUAAUGGAUCUGUCAAGCCAGGCAGCUGCAUACAGUUUAUCUUUGAGCUCCACUGGUUCAGUAAUUACUUUAAAAAAAAAAAAAAAAAAAAAAAAAAAAAGGCAUCAGCAAUCCCAAACUAGCCAUAGUCUCUCCGUCUGCCUCAGGGUCGCAUGUGAAGGUGUGUGUUCAAAGUUGUAGAGGGAGCCCCCCCCACCCGUCAUUAAACCCCCUCUUAUCGCUCCUCAGCUAGCACCGCCCAUCCCGCCAGCUCCUGUGGCUCCAAUCUUUAACACUGACCUGGAGCCUCUUUUAUGAUUGUCAGAUAUUUGGAAUGUACACUUCUGUUUCCCCCUUUGGCGGAGCGCGUCUGUUUUUCCACUUUUAGAAGUUCCCCCCCCCCCCCGUUUUGUUUUUGUACGACAUCUCGGCACCUGCACAAUCCUCAACCGCCUCUUUUUAACCACAUCGAACACGCCUCCUCUCGACCCGCGACCCUUUUUACAAAUCGCUGCAUUGUGUUUCGAUGUAGAUGAGAUACCACCCACCCUUUUCUUUUCUUAUUCCUAUUACCAAACCUUUGAAUCAAGCCCCUUUCAGAUCGAAUUGUGAUACCACCUUAAUAAAUGACUCUUUUCAUGUUGAAAUGGAUCAUCGUCGCGUGGGAUAUGUAAAUACUUUUUCUAUACCAGCCCUGUGCUGUCACUUUGCAUAAUGUAUAUCAGCAGAAUUGGUAACCAAAGUUUUCUGAGUAUCGUUUGAGGCCACUACAUCCUCGCGUUGUAUCCAUUCAGAUAUCGUUCCAGCGUCGUCGUACCUGCCGCUAGUAGAGAACAAGUCGGAGUCGCUGUCUCUUCUUGAAACUAGUCACUAUGGAGUCAUUGCUUUGAUCUACUCUCCUCGCUUUUGUCUUGAGGCAAACUUAACGCUGUCUGUUCCGAGCGGUGACGUGUGUCCGUUUUAUUUGACCACUUUGUAAAGAAAUGUAAAUUAUAUUUUAAUAUAAAGCCAAAAAAAAGACACUUAACUGGCGCAGCAUUUGUCAAGUCUAAACCGUGACGUGUUUGCCUAUAUACUGUUCUUUGGCGAUCUAGCAGUGAAGAAGUUUCGCAGUGUUAAGGGUUUUAGAGACUGUUGUCCAGGAGUUUCUAUACACGUUCUGUUCAUCCUUACAUUGCCUUUGUCUAUUUUUAUGGUUUCUCUUAAGUGUGAGCAUUUACAGAUGAGGUGGAAACGAGACGUAACGCCCGGUGGUGGCUGCGUGGACGGAGAGAGAAACGGCAGUUGUGCAGUCUGACUGUGGGUGAAAUGUUAUCGCCCCUGUACUCGGCUUGGAUGUGUUGUCUAAGCACAUUUCCAGUAAUGUAAUUCACCAGCCACCGGGGGGGGUUUUGCAUCUAUCGCCACAUCUGAGUUGUCCGACAAAUCUGCAAUUACUGUGCGUGCUUGUUCCCCUUCAUGAUGAAACCCGGGUCUGAUAGUUCAGUGGUCGGUAAAACACGAGGUUUGUUUAAAGGCUUUAUCAUUUCACCUGUGUAGCAGAAGGAAACAUCUCUCUGUGUGAAUGUGUGUGUGGUUGUGUGUGAUUGUGUGAUUGUGUGUGUGUGCAUACCACCCUGUCACUCUGAACUGUUUUCUUUUGUGAACUAAAACAUUAGACGUCCGUACUUGUGAAUGUUUUUUCUAUUAAGUUCCUUGAUUCAAUGUUUCCUUGCCUUUUCUGCAAGUCAAAAAUGCUGUAUUUAUUACAUGCCACAGCGCUUAUGCAAUUGUAUAAUCCUUUUAUGGUUUUUAUUAUUGGUUUUGUUUUUUUGACCUUUUGUGUUCCUUAUCGUCAGUGUAAAUUGUUGUCAAAACUUUUGUGGCAAUGGGGAAACUUCUGCUGAGGGAGCUUUCCUGUACUUUUUUGGACAAUGAUCUGGAUUUGUGGGUAGAAUUUUGGAAAUUCGUUUCUAAGUGCUUUCAAGUAUUUACUUGGCCUUAUGUAUAUAUAUAUAUCUAUCUAUGACAUUUCAGAAAGGUAUGUAUAGUAAUUC